Messenger RNA from Mangifera indica (mango), 1480 nucleotides. RefSeq names its product dof zinc finger protein DOF5.1-like. Gene Ontology annotation, biological process: regulation of DNA-templated transcription. Gene Ontology annotation, molecular function: DNA binding; DNA-binding transcription factor activity. The coding region runs from base 161 to 1186 and encodes 341 amino acids. The record is from RefSeq and is a predicted model, not a curated record. The transcript is spliced from 2 exons. NCBI's taxonomy places the organism in Eukaryota, Viridiplantae, Streptophyta, Magnoliopsida, Sapindales, Anacardiaceae.
UCAUCCUCUUCUUUCUUUAUCUUUCUCUUCACUCUCUCUCUCUCUCUGCAACUCUCCUUUGUAUGUUGAUGUGAUUCUCCACUAUAUUAUCUCACAAAUAUAAAUAUAUACAAACCCCAUCAACCUUUUACAAAAGAAAGCAAGAAAGAUCAAGAACCAAAUGGUUUUUUCCUCCAUCCCAGCUGCUUAUCUUGAUCCAGCCAACUGGCAACAACAAUCAAAUCACCAAACGGGUGCAAAUACUAAUCAGUUUGGUCCUCCUCCUCCUCCACAACCUCAUGGAAGUGGCGGUGUGGGUUCGAUCAGGCCUGGAUCGAUGGCGGAUCGAGCCCGGAUGGCCAACAUACCGAUGCCGGAAGCAGCACUGCUAUGUCCACGAUGUGAAUCAACCAACACAAAAUUUUGCUACUUCAACAAUUACAGCCUCUCUCAGCCUCGCCACUUCUGCAAAACUUGCAGACGUUACUGGACAAGGGGUGGAGCCCUAAGAAAUGUGCCCGUUGGAGGCGGCUGUAGAAGGAAUAAACGAAGCAAAGGAAGCGGCUCCAAAAGCCCAGUGAGCAAUAAUGAUCGCCCAACUGGUUCUGGAUCCACAAGCACAAUGUCUUCUAAUAGUGGAGCCACUGAUAUAUUAGGCCUCGGACCUCAGGCUCCUCCUCUCAGGUUCAUGAGUACUCCUCUUCAUCAUCUCACAACUGAAUUUACAGGCGGUCAAAAUAUUGGCUUGAGUUAUGGUUCAAUUUCUGCUCCAGUUGUGGGAGCAACAAAUGACUUGAAUUUUCAUAUAGGUAAUGCUUUAGCUAGUGGCGCCGGUGGCGGUAGUGCUGCUGGUGGUUCCCUUUUAUCAUCUUUAACUGGUUUUGAUCAGUGGCGGUUUACACAAGCUCAGCAAUUUCCCUUUUUGGGAGGGUUGGAUUCUUCUUCUUCUUCAUUGGGAUUAUACCCAUUUGAAAGCGGCGUUGAGCCAUCUGUUUAUGCAAAUGCUGAGGGUCAGCUCCGGCCUAGGCUUUCUUCUUCUGGGGUUAACGUUUCUCAGUUGGCUUCGGUGAAAAUGGAGGACAACAAUGAGAUGAAUUCGUCACGACCGUUCCUGGGGAUUCAAGGAAACGAACAAUACUGGAAUAAUGCUCCUGCAUGGACGGAUCUGUCUGGUUUUAACUCUUCUUCAACUAGCAAUGCCUUAUAGAUUUGCAGUAGAGGAAUUAACCAGACAGCCGGCGAGGUUUCCAUUUUUUUCUCUUUUUCUUUUUUCAGUGUAGCUUCGACUAAUCACUAUGAUCAAGACUAAAUUAUGACUUUCAAGUUUCACCUCCAUAGAUGGAUGUUUAUCGGGGGCUUAGUUUCUUCAAUAUCAACUUUACAGCCUAGAAUUGAUUAGUUCUUUCUUCUUCUUCUUCUUUUUCCUUUUGAAGUUAGCUUUAGGUCGCAAUGUAUGGCUGUGUUUGGAAUGUUGAGUGAAUGAAAAAUGGAGUUUUAUGUA